Messenger RNA from Branchiostoma belcheri (Belcher's lancelet), 1420 nucleotides. RefSeq lists its product as uncharacterized. Lineage: Eukaryota; Metazoa; Chordata; Leptocardii; Amphioxiformes; Branchiostomatidae. The record is from RefSeq and is a predicted model, not a curated record. The transcript has 3 exons. The coding region runs from base 295 to 1020 and encodes 241 amino acids.
GAUAUACAUAAUGCAAUGUGAUUGAUAAACAACAAUGGAGGUGAGGUCGACCGAAAUUAAGUUUUUAGACAAAUUUCUCGCUCUUGCAACUUGAAAGGCAAGAAGGUAGAAGUCAAGGGUCAGUUGACACCGACGCAGGUCAACUUGCCGUUGGUUAGUAACGACACAAAGCCUAUGGUUGAUUGGAUUUCUCCCGGGCCCCACAGAGACAGUUCAUUAUGUAACAGAAGGUACCUUUCGGAGUUUCAAGAAGGCAUAAGCACACGCUCUACGUUGUAGACACCUGACGUUAAGAUGGCACGGUAUCUGAUUCUGCUCGUGUUUGCGACUUUGUUCCACAACUCGCUCCAAUCAGGUUGCCAGACAGUCCGUAUUUCUGGGUCCACAACGCACCAGACCAGCCGGAUGACAACCUACACCAUGACGGGACAGAAUCACGACGGCCGGCCGGUGUAUCAGAGCUCCCGUGGAGACUACCUGUACUACGCCACAUCCGAUUCAACCUGGAAUGUUGGCAGCACCGUGGGGAGUACUACGGUGGGGAUGUAUCUUCGGGGCGACACCAGCUACUACGCUGACGACACGUCCGGCACAUGGUAUCUUUCCGCUGGCAGUGGCUUUCAGGCAGACAGUGGUGUGAGUGUCACGGGUACUUGUUCGACAGGUACAGUUGACACGUCGGGGCUGAGCACCGGGGCCAUCGUCGGUAUCGUUGUCGGAGUCUUUGCGUUGGUGGUGGUGGUCGUAGGUGUUCUGUGCUGUGUUUUGUGCUGCGCCGCCUGUAAGAAAGGCGGGGCUGUAGCAUCUGCACCACAAAACGUCAGUCAUGCUGUACCUGCACCAUCCGACCCACCACCGAUGUAUUCAGGCCCAGGCUACCCUCCACCCACAGGCCACCCUCCACCCCCUGGCGACACUUCUCAGGGCAGCCGUGGUCCAUCAGACACAGUGUUGAUCGUCGGUUUGGUUCGCAUCAACAAAAAUAAUGACACUGAUGAUCAACAAAGUUCAACAACAUGACAGUUUUCAAGCAGUCAAAAGCUGAAAUCUGUUCAGCGGCACACUUUCCUUUGCUUGAAAUGUUAGUUUCUUCCAUACAAGUAAGUUCAUGGGUUCAUGCUGCCAUUUUAGCUAAAGUUUAUCAGAUUGCCAGGGCAGAUAACAGGACAUAAAAUUUCGCAAAUUAUCAUAACUACUUGCGUGUGGAUCAAAUGGCUACAUUCCAUAAAGGUGCGUGAAGUUCAUGCUUUUAGACAGAAUAGAGAACUAGACAGCACAUUUUGUACAUUUUCGACUUGAGCUGCUUGCUUUAUUUCAACAGAAACCUUCCGUUGAAGGUGAAGACAUGUGAUACGAAAAGUAUUUUGUAAGUUACCUUUGUGAAAAUUAUGGCUGUAUGUGGUGUCAAUAAAUUUUUGUC